AUGGCUAGGCCCUGUGCUUUCCUGAUUGCCCUGGUGGUGAUGAUGUACUGGUCAACCUGCUCUCUAGGAUGUGCCCUGCUUCAGCAACAAAGCCUCAGGAACAAGAGAGCCUUAACAUUCCUGACUCAAAUAAGGAGAUUUUCCCCUGUCUCUUGCUUGAAAGACAGAAAGGACUUUGGAUUCCCUUUGGAGAAGAUGGAUGCCCAGCAGAUCCAGAAGACUCAAGCGAUCCCUAUUCUAUAUGAGCUGACCCAGCAGGUCCUGAACAUCUUCACAUCAAAGGACUCAUCUGCUGCUUGGGAUGCAACCCUCCUUGACUCAUUCUGCAAUAAUCUCCACCAGCAGCUCAAUGACCUCAAAGCCUGUUUGAUGCAGCAGAGUGGGGUGCAGGAACCUCCCUUGACUCAGGAAGACUCCCUGCUGUAUGUGAAGGAAUACUUCCACAGGAUCUCUGUGUACCUGAGAGAGAAGAAACACAGCCCCUGUGCCUGGGAGGUGGUCAGAGCAGAAGUCUGGAGAGCCCUGUCUUCCUCAGCCAAAUUGCUGACAAGACAGAGUAAGGAGGAGUGA
This is a messenger RNA of Rattus norvegicus (Norway rat), 570 nucleotides long. It is a transcript of the gene Ifna1, whose product is annotated as interferon, alpha 1. Gene Ontology annotation, biological process: defense response; defense response to virus. Lineage: Eukaryota; Metazoa; Chordata; Mammalia; Rodentia; Muridae. Gene Ontology annotation, molecular function: cytokine receptor binding; cytokine activity. The record is from RefSeq and is marked validated. The transcript has a single exon. Gene Ontology annotation, cellular component: extracellular region. The coding region runs from base 1 to 570 and encodes 189 amino acids.